CUCCCCCCUUCUCACUUCCCUCUCCCCCUUGGUUGGGUUUUGCCAACAUAUCAAGAUGCGUUUCGCCGGCUUCCAUCACUAACCUCCCGGAGGUCAUCAAGCCAAAUUUAUGAGUGGCCGCUGGAGUCACGUGACUCUAUUUAAGGCUCCCUUAUUUGGGAAGAGCGCAUAGGAUAAAGAAAGAGAUAUCUCCACCUAUAAAUUGUGCACUUUGGAGAACAAAAAACCCCUCAACUUCAAAGAGUCACAAAUCACCCUUAAUCAAAAAGGGUGCAGAAAUUUUUUUUUGGGCCCUCCCCGCCAUGAGCUCCUACGUAGCCAAUUCAUUCUAUAAGCAGAGCCCCAAUAUCCCUGCCUAUAACAUGCAAACUUGUGGGAACUAUGGAUCGGCCUCAGAGGUGCAGGCACCCAGGUACUGCUACGGCGGAAUGGACUUAAGCAUCAGUUUCCCACCGCCUGCGCCUUCCAACUCUCUCCACGGGGUAGACAUGGCUGCCAACUCCCGGGCUCACCCCGACCGCCCCGCCUGCAGCGCCGCGGCCGCUCCGGGACACGCGCUGGGCAGAGACGAAGCGGCUCCUCUGAACCCCGGGAUGUACAGUCAGAAGGCGGCUCGCCCGGCGCUGGAGGAGCGAGCUAAGAGCAGUGGGGAGAUCAAAGAGGAGCAGGCGCAGACAGGGCAGCCCGCCGGACUGAGCCAGCCACCGGCCCCGCCACAGAUUUAUCCGUGGAUGACCAAACUGCACAUGAGCCACGAGACGGACGGCAAGCGGUCCCGAACCAGCUACACGCGCUACCAGACCCUGGAACUCGAGAAGGAAUUCCACUUUAACCGCUACCUCACUCGCCGCAGGCGCAUAGAGAUCGCCAACAACUUGUGUCUCAACGAGAGACAGAUCAAGAUCUGGUUCCAGAACCGCAGGAUGAAGUGGAAGAAAGAUUCCAAAAUGAAAAGCAAAGAGGCUCUUUAGAGGCAGCCGGGCGGCCCACAGAGAGCCUCCCGGGGGCCCCCCAAGCCGCCUUCGGUCCUGCGCCUUUCCUUUUCGUUUUUUCUCUCUCUAUAUUUUGGGGUGUGGGGGUGGGAGCUACAGCCUUGGCCCCCAGGGCCUCUCAGACAAAAAAAGCGCUUCCCUCACCCACCCGGGUUCCCGCCGCGGGGGGCUGCCCCAUCUCCCUUUAGCUGGACUCAGCUCUGCUCCGCUCAGCACCGGGCAGCUCCGGUACAGGCUGAUACCUAGCGACCCUGGGCCUGGGCAGCCUCUCUGGCUCCCAGCCCCAGCCCGCCAGGCCCAGCCGAGUCACUGUGGUCCCGGUGGUGCCACAGGCCCCUGGCUCCGACCCUCCAGCCUCGCCCUCGCCUUUGUUCCCGGAUAGGCCGGCCGAGCGGCUGCAGGCUGGUGAGAGCGUGGCUGUGCCUGGCGGAGUCCGUCGCCAAGUCUCGGGGUGCUUCUUUGCAGUGACUAAACCCCCUGUGCACUUACUGGAGAUUUGCAUAUGAAAAGGGGAGAGGUCGGGGGUCCCCUCGGUUGCCCCGUGCUCGGGGACCUCUCUUCCCACGGGAGAAAUCCGGGAACCGCCCCCACCCCAGCCUGCACCGCCCGCUGCAUGUCCUCAGGCCCAGCCCCAGCCUGCUAGCUAGCUCCACUCUCGGGGUUUCCUGCCGCUGGGCCCCUUGCUGGUCCACGGCCCCCGCCACAGCCCUCUCUGCCCUCUUGCCCCAUCGCUAUGGCCCAACUAUUUAUUGACUCCAGGUCUUUCCGGAAGCUAUAUUUUGUCAUAUCAAAUAAAGACGAAGCGAGAACAGGA
Molecule: messenger RNA, 1806 nt
Organism: Oryctolagus cuniculus (rabbit)
Lineage: Eukaryota; Metazoa; Chordata; Mammalia; Lagomorpha; Leporidae
Gene: HOXC5
Product: homeobox C5
Biological process (GO): embryonic skeletal system morphogenesis; positive regulation of transcription by RNA polymerase II; anterior/posterior pattern specification
Cellular component (GO): nucleoplasm; nucleus
Molecular function (GO): DNA-binding transcription factor activity, RNA polymerase II-specific; RNA polymerase II cis-regulatory region sequence-specific DNA binding
Source: RefSeq, a predicted model, not a curated record